AUGGUUUCCUUCGCCCUGCUCACCGCGCUCGUCCUCUGUCUCGCCUGUGCGCGGACCAGCAACGGCCAGGGACCUGAUCCAGGCCAAAUCAAGACCUUGGUGACGUUUGGUGACUCUUACACGGAUGUGCGGUAUGGCCAUGCCGGGGACAACGGCACCGCCUGGCCGGUCUACGUCGCCGACUACGCGAACCUCACUCUUUACCCGUUCGCCAUCGCGGGCGCGACGUGCUCGAACAACCUGACGUACCGCCCGUUCUCGUCCGUCAUGGAGGGCCAAAUCCCGUCGUACAUCCAGGAGUUGCAAAUCGGGUCCAUCAACGUCGACCCGUCGAGCACGAUCUACACGCUCUGGAUCGGCACGAACGAUGUUGGGGCGAACUCCGUCCUGACGGGCGGCCAGACCCCUGGCGUGACGAUCGUGAACACGACGCGGUGCGCGGUCGACUGGGUGAAGGUCAUGUACCAGAACGGGGCGCGCAACUUCAUCUUCCAGAGCAUGCUACCGCUACAAAACACGGUCAUGUACUCCGCCGACUCAUACCCGAACGGGUACUGGACCGCCCAGCGAAACGCGACAGAUUGGAACCUCGUCAUGGCCGAGUUCACCAACGCCGUGAACGCGCUCGCGCUCGCGUGGCUCGAAGCAAUGGCGCCGUCCCUCCCUGGCGCGCACCUCGGCUACUUCGACUCGUACGGCCUCUUCGCGGACAUGUACGCCAACCCAGGGAACUACCUGAACGGCACCGCGCCGCUGAACAUCACCGGCUGCAUCAAGUCGUGUGUCUUCCAAACGAACGAGAGCACGUCUGGUCCCUCGGACUGUGCCAUCGCCGAGGGAACCGCACAAGACAGCUUCUUGUGGUACGACGAAGUGCACCCGUCGGAACAGGCCGACCGUGUCGUCGCGAGAGAGAUCGCGGCUGCAAUCGUGAGGAACUCGACGGACUGGAUGACGUGGAUUAUUUAA
This is a messenger RNA of Fomitopsis serialis, 969 nucleotides long. RefSeq names its product carbohydrate esterase family 16 protein. NCBI's taxonomy places the organism in Eukaryota, Fungi, Basidiomycota, Agaricomycetes, Polyporales, Fomitopsidaceae. The transcript is spliced from 5 exons. The record is from RefSeq and is a predicted model, not a curated record. Gene Ontology annotation, molecular function: hydrolase activity, acting on ester bonds. The coding region runs from base 1 to 969 and encodes 322 amino acids.